AUGCUGGAUGUGUGGUCCUGGAUAUCCGACCUUCCUUUCUCCGGCGAAUGGGGCGCUACUGAUGAGCCACUCGUCUUCCAACUUGCUACUUCACCAUGCGACCCAACUCGGACUCUCCAGCUCCAAGCCCGACGAACGCCUUCUUCUUCUCCGGCAAACCCGGACGCUUUUUUUAUCACUUUAUCCGUAUGCUUACGUGGCGCCACUCCCUCCACGCUCUGGGCCUCCGACGCCUACCUACUCAACUCCAGUGGUCCCACCACCAACACCACUUUCCUGCUGCCCCUCUUCCUCCACCUCCUCCACGAAAUCUUCACCCGGGCACCCACCACGUCAACCUACAGUAGCUCCGGCCGGUCCCAGAAGCUUCGGCCCGAACCGGUGUCCUGGAUCCUGGACACCCACUCCCCAGAGUCCUUCUCCAGCUUCUUCAACCUCGUGUUGCUCACCCGCCUUUUCUGGGCGUGUGCCUGCGACGCGCCCUCCGAAGUCGGCUCCUUCUACCUCGACUCCCUCCUCUCUCCCAACAUCCACUCCCUGCUCACGGCCUCCAAGCCGGUCCUCGCCAAGUUCUUGGUCGCCGUCGGAGCGGACGCGGAGCUCUGCUUCGUCCGCACCCUGGGGUACAUGUUAGCGAAAUGGAUCAUCUCCAGAGAGGUGGCUGCCGGCGCAGGUUUGCGGACGCUGGUCCCCCCACUCCUUCCAGCUGUGUUCAGCUACGCCGUGGAGGCUUACGGGUACUGGACUCUCAAGGGCUACGCGCCCAUCCCGGCCAUGCGCCCUUCCGGAGCGCCAAUAAAGCCGUUUCCACUCGAGCCGAACGACCUGUCGCUGUUGAAGUACGCUCUCGCGCAUCAGCAGUUGGAAGCCGUCAUUCAGCUGCACUACUCCGUCGCGUUCCACGAAGCGUACGUCCAAGUCAGCGCCCGAGUGGACAACCUACGCUUCCACGUGGCGAAGCUCAGGUUCAGUGGGGAAUCGGAAUACUCGGAGGAGAGGCACUUCGUGUCGAGGGUUCGUGCCUGGGUUGGGCCGGAGAUCGGAGCUACGUACGUGGCGGGCUUGACCGCGGGCCGCUCGACACACAACGGCGAGAGCGAAACGACGGAGCUACUACACGUUGGCAAGGGUGGCCCCGGAAAUUUCGGGAUGUUGUUGGCCAGGGAGGCUACGAGAACGAGGGUGAAGGGCUGGAGGUGGGACCAAGACGUGGAAGGGAACGCUGUCGUCUUCGAUGCUGUCCUACACGAUGCGGCUACGGGCCAGGAGUACUGUAGCGGCGGUGGAGGAGGAGACGGGCCCAGAAGAAUGAGGAGCAGUACUGGGCCCAACAGGCCCUUCACGAAGGCGAGAGGGCUGAUAUUUGCCGGGGAGGAGUACGGCGAUGAGGUUACGUGGAGGUUGGGGAAGGAGAUGGAAGGGAGCGUGUUGAAAUGGAGGAUUGGAGGGGAAGUUUGGGUGACCUAUUUCCCCAAUCAAGUCCACACUUCCUUUUGUGAGACCAGGUCGGUGGAGUGGUCUGAUGAGGUUGAUUUGCCUUUGAUCCCUGGAAAGUAG
Molecule: messenger RNA, 1557 nt
Organism: Linum tenue
Lineage: Eukaryota; Viridiplantae; Streptophyta; Magnoliopsida; Malpighiales; Linaceae
Source: the annotation of a GenBank genome assembly